AGAUCACCUCUGGACGGAGAAAGUCUGGAGUUUUCUCAGAGUGACUGCUCUGUGAUUGGCCCAUUUUGUCUCUUUCUGCUCUGAUUGGUCCAUCCUGCUCCCCUCUGCGCUCUGAUUGGUCCAUCCUGCUCCCCUCUGCGCUCUGAUUGGUCAUCAUGGCGCACCUGUUCCUCGCCAGUAAGAUCUCGAUGCCGGACGACGGAAAAGCCCGGAUGCCCCGCAGCGCCUCGGCUCGGAUCCCCACCUCCUGCUCCAGCGACAAACUGGCCAAUCACGGCAAAGCGCGGCCGGUCCCCAUGGCGACCCGCUCGGCGCCGCACUCCACAGCCGAGAUGCGUCUGUCGGCGGCGACGGGCGGCAGCGAGGCGUCGUGCUGGAGGUGUCUGCUUCCGUUCGGCGCCGUCACGCUGGUGGGCGGGGCCAUGCUCACCGCCGUGGGGUUCUGGGCGGGGCCCGGGACGCACGGCCCCACCCCUGGCCCCGCCCCCCCUCGUAUGGGCCUCCUCGGGCUCGUCCUGCUCGCCGUCGCCGCGCUCAUGCUGGGAACGAGCGCCCUCUGCUGGAGACUGUCACAGCGCAAGAGGAAGAAGAGAAACAAACGGAGGGAAAGUCAAGCGGCGCUCGUCCAACACGCGCACUCAAUAGCAUAA
Boleophthalmus pectinirostris (great blue-spotted mudskipper) is the source of this 650-nucleotide messenger RNA. RefSeq names its product transmembrane protein 100-like. The record is from RefSeq and is a predicted model, not a curated record. The coding region runs from base 156 to 650 and encodes 164 amino acids. Gene Ontology annotation, biological process: cellular response to BMP stimulus. The transcript is spliced from 2 exons. NCBI's taxonomy places the organism in Eukaryota, Metazoa, Chordata, Actinopteri, Gobiiformes, Gobiidae.